AUGGUGACGCCAAAUUUUCUCUCACACCUGGCUCAGGUGGAUGUGUGCGAUGUACAGUACAACAUACGUGUCCUGAAGAUGAAAGACUCAGUGUUCAUUUACGUUGGCCAGGAUAAGGCUGAAACAUUCGACGAAAUGGCAGUGGCCAUGCCAAGCGCACACAAUAGCGCCGAAGUGCUAGGCACAACGAUAAUCGGCCCGCCCGAUGGCAGUGGCUCGCAAGAUCUAGCCCAGAGACUUGCAAAGAAGUUGAAGAAACAGGUGUACCUGAGCCUUGGCACGUCCGUCCCGAACGAUCGUAUCGUGCGGCCAUCGAUCGAGAAAAAGAUAUUCGACGAUAUAAAAAACAAUAUCGAGUGCUUUUGAAGCAAACAGGAGAGAGAUGUCACAAUGGAUUUUGAAAAGAGAGCUACGAAUACCCAUUACCUCGUCGGAGAGGGACCGCUUUUUACGU
Messenger RNA from Anopheles nili, 454 nucleotides. RefSeq lists its product as uncharacterized. Gene Ontology annotation, biological process: proteasome assembly. The record is from RefSeq and is a predicted model, not a curated record. Bases 1 to 366 code for a protein of 121 amino acids. The transcript has a single exon. Lineage: Eukaryota; Metazoa; Arthropoda; Insecta; Diptera; Culicidae.